GUUGUAGGAUUGAUGUCUGAGCCUUCGCCGUAGACGGAAGCGUGGUUUGCCCAAGGCCUUGGUUACAGACUGGAAGUUUGGCUGUCAUGUCACUUACAAGUUUAGCACAUAGGACUUAGAGAGCAUCUGAAACUAUUGACUCCCAACAGAUUGACAACCGUAUCUGGGCUGAGUGGAAUCAUAGUCUCAGGCCGGAUUCUUAGAUUUUCAUACAGAAUAGUGGGUGUCACGGGAGUUGGUUGUGGGCCUGGCCGCAGGCCACAGUUUGAUCCCGGCGAGGCUUUCCGCGCCACGUCGGGGUUGCUGAGGACGCCUAGGUCUCUUCCUGUAGGGCCAUGGCGGACUCGAAGCUGCUGGUGCCGGAGCUGAGGGAGGCAGAGAAGAUGGGUGCUGAGACCGCGCGUUUUGAGGAGCUGCUCCUGCAGGCCUCCAAGGAGCUCCAGCAAGUCCAGACAAGCAGACCAGAAUCUACACAGAUCCAACCUCAACCUGGUUUCUGCAUAAAGACCAACUCUUCCGAAGGGAAGGUUUUCAUCAACAUCUGUCACUCUCCUUCCAUCCCUCCUCCGGCUGACAUGACUGAGGAUGAGCUGCUUCAAAUGCUGGAAGAAGACCAAGCUGGGUUUCGCAUCCCCAUGAGCCUGGGAGAGCCUCAUGCCGAACUGGAUGCAAAAGGCCAGGGUUGUACCGCCUACGACGUAGCCGUCAACAGCGACUUCUACCGGAGGAUGCAGAACAGUGAUUUCUUGCGCGAGCUCGUGGUCACCAUCGCCAGGGAGGGCCUUGAGGACAAAUACAGUCUGCAGCUGAAUCCAGAAUGGCGCAUGUUGAAGAACCGGCCUUUCUUGGGCUCCAUCUCCCAGCAAAAUAUCCGGUCCCAGCAGCGUCCUCGGAUCCAGGAGCUGGGAAACCUGUAUACUCCUGACUCCCUGAGACCUGAGGAAGGCCCUGAAAAGCCUCACCUGAACCUUUGGCUGGAAGCCCCUGACCUCCUCUUGGCUGAAAUUGACCUCCCCAAACUGGAUGGAGCUCUGGGGCUGUCGCUGGAGAUUGGGGAGAACCGCCUGGUGAUGGGGGGCCCCCAGCAGCUUUACCAUCUCGAUGCCUAUAUUCCCCUGCGGAUCAACUCUGAGGAGAGCAAGGCAGCCUUCCAUAGGAAGAGGAAGCAAUUGAUGGUGGCCAUGCCUCUUCUGUCGGUGCCUUCUUGACUGUGUUUCUUUCCGUGCUUCCACAUGGAGAAGAGGCUGGCAGUGGCUUCUCUAAAGUUGAAAUAAAAGAUUUUUGCCUUU
This is a messenger RNA of Nyctereutes procyonoides (raccoon dog), 1289 nucleotides long. RefSeq names its product PIH1 domain containing 1 (gene PIH1D1). Lineage: Eukaryota; Metazoa; Chordata; Mammalia; Carnivora; Canidae. Gene Ontology annotation, cellular component: ribonucleoprotein complex; R2TP complex; cytoplasm. Bases 336 to 1208 code for a protein of 290 amino acids. Gene Ontology annotation, biological process: box C/D snoRNP assembly; rRNA processing. The record is from RefSeq and is a predicted model, not a curated record. The transcript is spliced from 9 exons.